Messenger RNA from Clavispora lusitaniae ATCC 42720, 1200 nucleotides. RefSeq lists its product as uncharacterized. Gene Ontology annotation, biological process: nuclear migration; establishment of mitotic spindle orientation; vesicle transport along microtubule. Gene Ontology annotation, cellular component: kinetochore; cytoplasmic microtubule; nuclear envelope. Gene Ontology annotation, molecular function: microtubule plus-end binding; dynein complex binding. The record is from RefSeq and is a predicted model, not a curated record. NCBI's taxonomy places the organism in Eukaryota, Fungi, Ascomycota, Pichiomycetes, Serinales, Metschnikowiaceae.
AUGUCCAUUCUCACCUCGCGACAGCAGACAGAACUCCACAAGGCCAUUCUCCAGUAUAUGGAGCCUCUUCUAGAAGAAGAGCCCGAAACGCUUCAGAAACUCUCGCGCACGCUUGGAGUCGACUCAGACGACACAAUUGUGCCACGGUAUCUCGAGAAGAAAUGGGCCACGGUGCUCCGGCUCCAGAAGAAAAUCCUUGAUCUCGAAAACGAAACAGACACAUACAAGGCGCUUCUAGCCGCCACGCCACAAAACGUGGCUGCAAAAGACAGAAGUGACUGGCUUCCGAGCGCAGCCACACGCAAAUUUGCCACUGCGUCCACCCAGUACGUCACGGCCGUCAGCAUCCACCCGCAAUUGCCGUGGAUCGUAGCUGCGUGCGCCGACGGCAGUGUUGUGGCAUGGGACGUGGCCGCUGCAGACCCCACGGUGCCUAUACGAACGUGGCACGCCCAUACAAGGAGCGCCAAUGCGCUAGCGUGGUCACACGUGCCUCUUAGCCUCACAGACAAGGAGGAGUACGUUCUUGCAUCGUGUCUGGCGGAUCUCACAAUCAAGAUUUGGGCAGGCGACCAGUUUCGCCACGUCCGCACACUCACGGGCCAUGACCACACGGUGUCUGCGCUUGCGUUCUCGAAAUCGUCGCCCAACACCCUUUACUCUGUUCUGCGAGACAAGACUGUGAAAGUAUGGGACGUUGUUUCGGGCCACUGCUUGCGCACGUUCGUGGGCCACAGCGACUGGGUCCGAGACGUUGAUGUGGUGCUGGGCCACGUGGGCGAUUUCCUUUUGACCUGCUCCAAUGACCAGUCCGUCCGGCUUCUGCACGAUUCCGGCGCGGGAUUGGCUGUGCUGGUGGGCCAUUCUCAUGUGGUGGAGGCUGCACGGUUCUUGCCGCCCCUGGCGGGUGCUCAUGUCGAUGCUUACCUCCUCAAAAACAUGGAUCGCUUCCCGUAUCUCUCCGAGGCCAUUGUGUCCAACGCCGAUUACGCACAGCUAGGCUUCAAGUACGCGGUUUCUGCCGGCCGCGACAAUAUGGUCAAGCUCUGGCUUCUUCCGCCGCCGCAGCUCCGGGCCAACCGCCCACCGCAGCCCUCGGUCCAGAACAAUGCGCAUGCGUGGCACAUUGCAGACUUGGUUGGGCCACAGACUGUGGGUGCGGACACUUGCCGUCCAUCCAAGCGGGCGGUAUCUCUUUAG